Molecule: messenger RNA, 588 nt
Organism: Saccharomyces mikatae IFO 1815
Lineage: Eukaryota; Fungi; Ascomycota; Saccharomycetes; Saccharomycetales; Saccharomycetaceae
Gene: ILM1
Product: Ilm1p
Exons: 1
Coding region: 1-588 (195 amino acids)
Source: RefSeq, a predicted model, not a curated record
AUGGCCCAAGCCUUAAAUUCUACCAAUGUUGCUUUUUUUAGAGUGGCGUUUUUAUUCACGAUUUCAUUCUUUUGUUUAAAAAAUGUUAAUUCUAUUCUGGAAAAUACAUACUUCUUAGUAUUAACGCAAGCAAUGAAUUUGCCGCAAUUAACGUUAUCACGUUAUAAUGGUCAAUUAGGCCUUUUUGCCCUUCUGUUUGCCCUUAACGGUAUCCAUGAUCUAAUUCCGCUGCUAGAAAACAAUGUUGGAUAUUUCCAAUCUAUUGUUCCAGCUCGGUUACUGCUUUUUUUCAUUUUGACGGCUAUCUCAUAUCUAUGGGAGUCAAAUCUUUACGUUCACAAUAACUCUGUUUUUAUUUACUGUUUUGCAGAAGUUUGGAUAAAUUUCCUUUUGUACAAUGCUAUCCGGGAGGAGAAAAACGAAUCAUUCAAAAGAUUGAACCAAUUCAUGGUUAGUGAAGAGGAUAUUGAAGAACCCCAACCAUUUACUGUGAAGACUGAAACCACAGAAAUCAUUGAAAUAAUCAAUGACGAAGAAAACGGCAGCGAUGGUAACGAAGAAAACAACAAUGAAGAUGACAAAGAGUAA